Molecule: messenger RNA, 607 nt
Organism: Sphaerulina musiva SO2202
Lineage: Eukaryota; Fungi; Ascomycota; Dothideomycetes; Mycosphaerellales; Mycosphaerellaceae
Exons: 1
Coding region: 230-484 (84 amino acids)
Source: RefSeq, a predicted model, not a curated record
GCCAAGUCCUGCAGUUCGCGGGUGACGGCGGGUUUCGAAAGAAAUGCGUUGCUGGUAUCGCUAUUUGCACUCGUUCUGAUGUGCACCCGAAGUUCCGGUGUUAACAUACAGCGUCUCACAUGCGCCUGCCUGAGCUACUGCAUCUUAAUGUAGGUAUGGUAAAUACCUGUAGUCGGCAGAAGCAGGCUGUGUCAGCUGUGUCGGGCAUUUGCGCGGAUGGCGGACUUCAAUGACUAGAGGUUCACUCCAUGUUGCUGGAGUGUUCAUCCUUCUCCCUGUGAAGUGGACGGGUGGUGGGUGCUCGGCGGGCGUCGUCGCCUGGUUCUAUCCGGAUGGCGGAUGCUCUCGAAGUCGAAGACUUGCCGGCCUGACCAGCGCAAUUAAACACUCUGGCAGUAGCGCUGAGCGGUUGGCUGGGGUAGAAGUAAAACUAGAACACUGGGCGCGACAUUCCACCACAGUAGCCGUGGCCAGCGCGCGUUGAUGGCGAUAAGAAGAUCCUGGUGGCCAUGAGUGUGGUAUAGAGCCACCUUAUUAGCUUAGCAUGCAGCGCAAACAGGCACAAGCUGGUGUGUGAUGCAUUCGGGAGAGUCGAAGUACAAUACCG